AUGUUUAGAAAUAUUUUAUUAUUAGCAUUAGCAAUUUCCAUUGUAUCUGCAUAGGACGAGAAGUAUGACUUGUUAGCUAACUUAUCUUUAGGUUUAGAUGAAAAAUGGGAAAAGAUCGCAAGCAUUGAAUUAAAUAUAAAAUUGGGAAGUGGAUAUAUUAUUACUGAUAAUCUCCAAUUAAUUCCUAGAGAAGUUAUUUCUUAGGCAAAUAACAGCACCAGGUAUCUUCAACUUAAGUUAGUUUCUUAAAAGUACCCAGAAUAGCCUGAGUUGUUAACAACAGUUGACUUGGUUUAGAGCUUCCCAAACAAAUAAUUUAAGGAAGUAGUAGAAAUAAAUGUUGAUGAGGAUGGAAAUAUUAAUUCUUUUUCUUAUUUGGUGAAAAAUAUCGAUGAAAAAAAAAAUAAGAAGAAAUCAGUAACCACAGACGAUAAAGACAUUGAUGAAGAUUUCAAAGUUUACAUCACCAAGACUACCCAAUCUUUAUCCUCUCACUAUCAACCUCCUAAAACUAAUACUAAGCAAAAACCAAACCAAGGAAAUUAACAAGGAUAAAAUCAAAAUCAAGAACAACAACAAUAAUAGCCUGAGUAAGAAGGAGGAAUCAUGGGUUUCUUGAAAAAUAACUUCUGGUAUAUUGUCAUUGGUUUAAUUGUUUUCUAAUUCAUGUCUGGAGUAGCCGAUCCAAAUGCUGCUUAGGGCUAAGGAUAAGGAUAAGCUCAGAGACCUGCUUAAAGAUGA
Messenger RNA from Tetrahymena thermophila SB210, 741 nucleotides. RefSeq names its product autophagy-related protein. The record is from RefSeq and is a predicted model, not a curated record. Lineage: Eukaryota; Ciliophora; Oligohymenophorea; Hymenostomatida; Tetrahymenidae. The transcript is spliced from 6 exons.